AUGAAAACGGCGAACCUGGACAACUUCGAUGCGAUUCACGAGGAGGUUGCGAAGGUUAUGGAGAAGGAGCUCGACAAGUGCGGAUCCAUGAAGAUUAUGAUUCAAGGGGAGCACGACAAGGGCUGGGAGCAAGUGAAGAUGCGGAUGGAGCAACUUCAAGCUGCAAAGCAGAAGAUCCAGGAGCAGAAGAGAGCGGCAAAGGAGAAGGCGGAGAUCCAUGUGAAGGAGCUCGAUGAUGCCGUUGCCGCAGCUGAGGCUGCAGCCGCGGUCCUGAAGGAAGCCGUAGAGAAGCUCACUGCCGAAGGGGCAGAGAAGUUCAAGUUGGAGGUGCUUUGUGCUUUACCAGAAACUGCCAGCAACUCCUUCGUCGUUGAGGCCUUCCCCGGCGUCGGGGACAUGCCUUCAUUGAAGGAGAAGAAGAGCCACGACGCUGACGACGUCAACCAGCGCCGGGAGCGGAAGGACGUGAACCCUCCCGCUCGGAAGCCAGACCGCUUGGACUACAGCAGGUUCAACGAAAUCGGCGACGAUGAUCGGGAUGAGCGCCUUCAGACCGGAGACGUGUGUUUGACGCACGAGAACAAGUGGACGCUGUGGGCGAGUCGCGUUUUUGAGCAUGCUUCGAUGGUGGCCAAUCAGCGCGACAAGCGGGUGUUAGUGGGUGCUAGAUCAGAUCGUGACGAUGUUCACGGCAAAGGAGACUUCUUGAGGGAAGCAUGUCGGCGGCAAGUUGAGCCCCUGAAACUCUGCCAGAUCAUCGAUCAGAAGCGGCGGGAGGAGGAUGACUGGAAACGUCAGCUCAAGGACGAUGCUGUAGGCAACACCUCUCGACUCAAUGAGAAGCCCUCCGACCUGUCCUGGGUUCAGGGUCGACACUUCGCCAGCUACGAGGCUUUCUGCGUGGGCCGUGUGGAGUCCACCCUGAAGAAGUCCGGCAAUGAGGCGUUCAAGGCCGGCGACCUGGCACAGGCCCAGGCAGACUGGGAAGCCGGAAUCGGCAUGAUCCUGGCGCUUGGGCAGCUUCCCGAUGAAGCCAUCAACAUGCUCUGCACUCUCAGGAACAACCUGGCGCAGUUGCACAUCAAGCGCGGCGAGUGGGGCAAGGUCAAGGACCUGACUGACAAGAUCCUUGACAAGCAGCCUACGAAUGAGAAGGCCUUGUACCGAAGAGCCCAGGCCUUCUUCGCUUUCUCCUUGUGGGAGAAGUGCGAGGCGGACUUAGAUGUCCUGCUGAAGCACAAUCCCGACAACAAGGACGCAUCUUUGAUGCUGCGACAGGUGCAUCAGAAGCUUGGCAAGGCUGGACCUCCACCUGAUGCGAUGGCAUGCUAUGGCCAGGACCGCAAGAAGUUCGCCGGCAAGGCCGUGAGUGACAUUGCUGCGGGUCUUGCGGAACUCUGCCCUGAUG
Messenger RNA from Symbiodinium necroappetens, 1408 nucleotides. NCBI's taxonomy places the organism in Eukaryota, Dinophyceae, Suessiales, Symbiodiniaceae. The record is from the annotation of a GenBank genome assembly.